Messenger RNA from Merops nubicus (carmine bee-eater), 462 nucleotides. It is a transcript of the gene RNFT1, whose product is annotated as ring finger protein, transmembrane 1. Gene Ontology annotation, molecular function: ubiquitin protein ligase activity. NCBI's taxonomy places the organism in Eukaryota, Metazoa, Chordata, Aves, Coraciiformes, Meropidae. Gene Ontology annotation, cellular component: endoplasmic reticulum. The record is from RefSeq and is a predicted model, not a curated record. The annotation marks the transcript as partial. The transcript has 4 exons. Gene Ontology annotation, biological process: positive regulation of ERAD pathway.
GGCUACUGGUACAUGCUGUUAGAAGAACUCUGCCAGUAUUACCGUAUGUUUGUCCCCAUACCAGUUUGGUUCCGUUUUCUUAUUGGCUAUGGGAAGCUGGACAGUGUGCUAGGACGCAGCCUUGGGAUACUGCUGGGCCUUCUCUACCUCAUCCUCAAACUUUUGAGCUUUUAUGGACAACUGAGAAACUUCAGGCGGGUCUUACGGAUAUUUUGUACACGACCACACUAUGGGGUGACAGCGAGCAAGAGACAGUGUUCUGAAUCAGAUGAUAUUUGUUCAAUCUGCCAAGCUGAAUUUCAGAAGCCUAUUCUGCUUAUCUGUCAGCACACAUUUUGUGAAGAAUGCAUCUCUUUGUGGUUUAAUAGAGAAAAAACGUGUCCACUCUGCAGAACUGUUAUUUCAGACCAUGUUAACAAGUGGAAGGAUGGAGCUACAUCUAUGCAUCUACAGAUUUUCUGA